Messenger RNA from Exophiala viscosa, 1855 nucleotides. RefSeq lists its product as uncharacterized. The record is from RefSeq and is a predicted model, not a curated record. NCBI's taxonomy places the organism in Eukaryota, Fungi, Ascomycota, Eurotiomycetes, Chaetothyriales, Herpotrichiellaceae. The transcript has 2 exons. The coding region runs from base 125 to 1747 and encodes 540 amino acids.
GCCAGCGGUAUAAAAGCGUCAGGAACGUCGUCUUAUCAGAUGCCGAUAACACCGAUCCAUACCACGACGUCACCUCUUCAACACGCCUCCUUUAUAGGCUAAAUAUCUUCACAUCUGGUUAGGGAUGGCGCCAGAUACUUUUCACCCAUUCUGGGUGUCGAAACAUCCUCCCCAGCACCACCGUGUCGCAUACGACGCGAAUUCCCUAAAGCCGAACCAUCAUCCAGAUCCGAACUAUCCCAAUGACAACAUGAACCACUCCGUUGAUCCUCACUAUCCUUCGUCACAAACCGAAGCCUCUGAGCUCACAGAGAUUACUCCUACAAGUUCGGUAGCCAUCCUGCCCAAACUCGACGGCGCAUGUGAUCACCCUUGCCCUGUGAUGGCAUCAGACAUGGUACUUGAAAAGCCAACUAUUCCUGUGACACCAUUUCCGGAGAAAAAAUAUGAUCGCAUCCUACGGAAUCUCCGGUGGACCAUUCUGUCGGUCUAUCGGCGCCUCAACAUCAUUGUGCUCACGUCAAAUAUCAUCGCCAUGGUAGUCCUGGCUACACAGCACAGGCUGCUUACAAUGUCACCAACAGCGGCUGGCUCGGCUGUAGCCAUCAACGUGACUGCGUCGGUCCUGAUUCGACAGGAGCUUGUCAUUAAUGCUCUCUUCUACUUGUUCGGUAGAUGUCCUCAGUGGUUCCCACUACGUAUCCGCUGCAUGGCUGCAAAGAUCUACCAUCUAGGAGGAGUACACAGUGGCGGUGCAAUGUCGGCCACACUCUGGCUAGUGUUUUUCACCAUCGCUGUGGUCAGAUUCUUUCGAGAAAAACUACUCGACACGCACAACUAUGCCAUACCGGCUGUCAUGGCGGUAAUCGACGGACUUUUCAUCUCCAUCGUGGUCAUGGCACAUCCGAGCAUUCGUGUAAGACUUCACAACUCGUUUGAAUUGGUUCACCGCUUUGCCGGUUGGACUGCCCUAGCACUGUUCUGGGUUCUCUUUGGACUUCUGACGGACGCAAAAAUUCACAGCUCAGACUCGACUAUCACGCUCCAAGGCGCAGUUGCUGGCAGUCCUAUAUUUUGGAGCCUCCUGAUUACGACCAUCUCUAUCAUAUUGCCAUGGCUCUCCCUCCGAAAGGUUGCAGUCGAUGCGGAACCACUGUCGGAUCACGCCAUUCAAUUACACUUCACUUAUACCAAGUGCCCUGCAGGUGCAGCUGCUCGACUGUCCGAAAGCCCUCUUAGAGAAUGGCAUGCCUUUGCUGGUAUCCCGGAUGAGGAUGGCCAAGGAUUCUCCGUCAUCGUAUCCGCUGCAGGCGACUGGACCUCGAAACUCAUCAAAUCGCCACCGACAAAACUUUGGGUUCGUGGUAUCCCGACCAAAGGCGUAUUAUACAUCGCUCCAAUAUUCAAGAAGAUGGUACUCGUCGCCACAGGAUCCGGGGUUGGUCCUGUCAUGUCGCUUUUAUGCAUGAAGAACAUCCCAUGCCGCAUCAUAUGGUCAACACCUGAUCCUGAGGCCACAUACAAACCAGGCAUCGUCGAAGAGAUUCGCCGCGCUGAUCCAGAAGCUGUCAUCAUCAACACGACUGUCGCUGGACGACCAAAUCUUGUGCGGCUGACAUAUGAUCUGUAUGUGUCAUCAGGUGCGGAGGCGUGCUUCAUCAUUUCCAACCCCAGAGUUACGCGGAGAGUGGUAUAUGCUCUUGAGUCUCGGGGAGUUCCAAUUUUCGCACCUAUUUUCGACUCUUGAACGAUUGAGAUCCCCACUCAGCAAGCAACAUAUUUUAGGGGCUUCGGCAGGUUGGCAUGAGUUUGCACAUACGGGCGCGGUUUCGGUCAGACAGGUCGUUCAAUCUGU